AUGCAAUCUGCACUUCUGUUGCUCGCCUCCGCUGGCGCUGUGUCCGCCCAGCUGGCCACUACCUCAGAGCCGUCGCUCUCGCAGAUCCAGCAGGCUGCUGCGACUGUCGUCCCUUCCUCGCCCACCUCCAACGUCGGGGGCGCGGUGUUCAAGAACUUCUACCAGGUCUGGCUGGAGAACAUUGAUUACGAUGCCGCUGCUGGCGACGAGAACCAAAAGUACCUGGCCUCCAAGGGUAUCACCCUGACCAACUACUGGGCCGUCGCUCACCCCUCCGAGCCCAACUAUGUCUCCGCUGUCGGUGGUGACCAGUUUGCCAUGGACAAUGAUGACUUCAUCCAAAUUCCCGCCAACAUCUCCCACGUCGCCGAUUUGCUUGACACCAAGGGCAUUUCCUGGGGUGAAUACCAGGAAAACACCCCCUACCCCGGUUUCCAAGGCUUCAAUUACUCCAACCAGAAAACCUAUGCCAACGACUAUGUUCGUAAGCACAACCCUCUGAUCAUCUUCGACUCGGUCGCCUCCAAUGCCACUCGCUCGACUCGCAUCAAGAACUUCACUUCCCUCUGGGACGAUGUCGCGAACAACAAGCUUCCGCAGUGGGCUUUCAUCACUCCCAACAUGACCAAUGAUGCUCAUGACACCAACAUCACCUUUGCCUCGGUCUGGGAACGCGGUUUCAUUGAGAAGUUGGAGAACUCGACUGACUUCUGGAACGAGUCCCUAAUUCUGCUCACCUUUGACGAGACUGAGCACUACCCCAUCGGUAACCGUAUUUUCUCCAUCCUUCUCGGAGGUGCCGUCCCCAAGGAGCUGGUUGGAACUACUGACGAUACUUUCUACACCCACUACUCCACUCUGUCCACCGUCGAAGCCAACUGGGGUCUCCCAUCUCUGGGCCGAUGGGAUUGCGGUGCUAACAUCUUCCAGUUGGUGGCCGACAAAGUUGGAUACACCAACUACAAGGUUGACACUAGCAACUUGUACCUCAACUCUUCCUUUAUUGGCCCUCUUUCCACCAAUGAUUACUCUAACUACUCGUCUGUCUGGGCUGCUCCUGCCACCGGCAACGAGACUUGUGCUGCUGGCCAUGGUAUUCUUCAAGCUGUCAAGGACACAUGGGGCAAGUUGACUCCCACGUACAACUACACCUCUCCCUUCCCUUACGAUACCGUUUCCGGCAAGGACAUCAAGGUUUCCUUCUCCCGCAACGGCACUACUUGGAUCUCCGGUGUGAACGACACCAAGAUCGCUACCACCACCUCCGGUACUUCUCCUUCCUCUACUUCCUCCACUGCCGCUGCCACCAGCUCUGGUGCUGCGUCUGUGAAUGGUGUCUCGGGUGGCUUGGCUCUUGCCUUGAGUUCCUUUAUUUCCUUUGCUGCAAUUCUGUAA
This is a messenger RNA of Talaromyces proteolyticus, 1395 nucleotides long. RefSeq names its product acid phosphatase PHOa. The transcript is spliced from 2 exons. NCBI's taxonomy places the organism in Eukaryota, Fungi, Ascomycota, Eurotiomycetes, Eurotiales, Trichocomaceae. The record is from RefSeq and is a predicted model, not a curated record. Bases 1 to 1395 code for a protein of 464 amino acids. Gene Ontology annotation, molecular function: hydrolase activity, acting on ester bonds. Gene Ontology annotation, biological process: phospholipid catabolic process.